GUUCGUUCAUUCGUUCAUUCGUUGGUGAUUCGUUGGUGGGACUCAUAGAUCAACGUGUUGUGUCCUCCAUUGACUGAUGCCAUCCCUGUUCAUUGGUAACCUCCGGAUUGCUCCUUGACUUGGUGGUGACCUCUAGCUCUUAUUGCUGACCCGUUCGACCCUCGGGGUCUCCCGCCUCUCUCCCGCCUUCAGUCAACACGUGUGGGAUUGCCUGGAGAAUGGCCGCUUGGCGAUGCUCGACCCUGCCACGGGCCUGGCGUUGGGCCCACAAUGCCCGGGCCAGUUUGACCGCCCGGGACGCUUCCUCCGCCUCGACGGCUUCGGGCUCCGGGUCCGCCUCACCCGUGGUGCUGGUGGAAGGCGUGCGCACGCCUUUUCUACCCGCCUACACCGACUAUAAAGCCAUGAUGCCGCAUGAUCUUCAACGGUUGGCCCUUUUAGGCUUGAUUCAGAAGACAGGUCUCGAUAAAGACUUGGUGGAUUACAUUUGUUGCGGCACCGUCAUCCAAGAGGUUAAGACCUCCAACAUUGCUCGGGAAGCCGCAUUGGGAGCCGGAUUCUCGGACAAAACCCCGGCUCAUACCGUGACCAUGGCCUGUAUUUCGGCCAAUCAAGCCAUGACCACGUGCAUCGGCCUUAUUCAGGCCGGCGUGUACGACGUGUGUGUGGCCGGUGGCGUAGAGUUCAUGUCCGACGUGCCCAUUCGCCACUCGCGCAAAAUGCGCGAGCUCAUGGUCAAGAGCUCCAAGGCCAAGAGUCCAGCCCAGAUGUUGGGCUUGCUCGGCUCAUUCCGACCGGGUUUCCUGGCGCCGGAAUUGCCGGCCAUUGCCGAGUUUUCCACAGAGGAGACCAUGGGCCACUCGGCCGAUCGUUUGGCCGCCACCUUCGGCGUGACCCGGCAGGAGUCGGACGCCUUUGCCUUGCGCUCCCACACUAUGGCCAAAGAGGCCUUUGAACGUGGGGAUCUCUCGGAUAUCGUGCCGGUCAAGGUGCCCAAGAAAGCCCAGAUGGUAGAUCGCGACACAGGCAUCCGCGUAUCUAACCCUGAGAAAUUGGCCUCGCUCAAAGCCGCCUUUGUCAAACCCUACGGCUCUGUCACGGCUGCCAAUGCCUCGUACUUGACCGAUGGAGCUUCCGCCGCCCUUCUCAUGACCGAGGCCAAGGCCCGCCAAUUGGGCCUUACCCCAAAAGCUUACUUCCGCGCUUUCACCUAUGUGUCGCAAGAUCCGAAAGAUCAACUCCUACUCGGACCCGCUUAUGCCACGCCCAAGGUACUCAAACAGCAAGGUCUAUCGCUUAACGAUAUUUCAGUCUUUGAAUAUCACGAGGCUUUCGCCGGACAAAUCCUGGCUAAUCUGAAGGCUAUGGACUCUGAUUGGUGCGCCCAAAAUGUCAUGGGUCUACAGAGCAAGGUGGGCGCAGUGCCAAUGGAGAAAUUGAACAAUUGGGGCGGUUCCCUUUCCAUCGGUCAUCCCUUUGGUGCCACGGGCGUGCGCUUGGCCAUGCAUACAGCCAAUCGUCUCAUUCGCGAGAACGGGCAGUUUGGAUUAAUUGCGGCCUGUGCCGCCGGAGGGCAGGGCGUGGGCAUGAUUCUAGAGCGCCAUCCUGACGCGAAAGUGUAACACCGAAAAUGCAAUUUCAUCACGCUAAAUUAUUUUCUGAUAUCUUUAUCACGCGAUCACGAAUAGGCUGGGAUUUAGGUGGAUUUCGUUUUCGAUUUCGUUCAUACAUAGUUGGGUUCGGUGUACAGACGUCAACACCAUGUAUACAUGAGUUUGUCACAAUAACCGAUCGAUCGACCAAAUAAAUAUCUAAUACACAA
Tigriopus californicus is the source of this 1822-nucleotide messenger RNA. It is a transcript of the gene Mtpbeta, whose product is annotated as trifunctional enzyme subunit beta, mitochondrial-like. Lineage: Eukaryota; Metazoa; Arthropoda; Copepoda; Harpacticoida; Harpacticidae. The record is from RefSeq and is a predicted model, not a curated record. Gene Ontology annotation, molecular function: acyltransferase activity, transferring groups other than amino-acyl groups. Bases 219 to 1622 code for a protein of 467 amino acids. The transcript is spliced from 2 exons. Gene Ontology annotation, biological process: fatty acid beta-oxidation.